Messenger RNA from Rosa chinensis, 3285 nucleotides. RefSeq lists its product as uncharacterized. The transcript is spliced from 10 exons. Bases 1 to 3285 code for a protein of 1094 amino acids. The record is from RefSeq and is a predicted model, not a curated record. Lineage: Eukaryota; Viridiplantae; Streptophyta; Magnoliopsida; Rosales; Rosaceae.
AUGCAUCCCCCUGCCACAGGUGAGAACGUCAUUUCCCCUAUAUCAGAUAAAGGGAGCUUCCAUGAUAGAGCAAGGAUUGACAAAUCUGAUCCUAAUGAUGGCAAGGUCAUCGAAAAUGUGGAGGAAUGUGACAUUAUACCUACUUCUGGAAAGAAAAAGAAGAAUCCGCAAUUCGUCAAUUCACUGUUUGAUCAAGUUGAGAUUAAUCCGUGGGUGCUGAAGCGCUACAAGUUGUUGUACUUGCAUGAACUUCUUACUGAAAGAGACUCUUUGGACACCUUUGCUUUUGUUGAUCCGGCAACUACAUAUAAUUGUGAAAGACUGGACUUUGAACGGUUAUUUGAGUAUCACUUGGAGGCUAAUCUGCUCUGUCCUCUAUUCUCUAUCAUCUAUCUUCCACUCGUCAUAGAAAAUUCAAGGGAUCUGGGUUCCAGGAUUUAUUGUCCUUGUAGAAAGUGUGAAAAUCGUUAUCUCUAUGUAAGAUUAGUUGUGCGGCAACAUCUUCAUGAUUAUGGUUUCUUUAAGAAGUAUAGGAAAUGGGAUAAACAUGGUGAGCCUAAUCAUUAUGUUCAUCCAGUGGAUGGAAAUCAAAAUGGUAUUGGGUUAGAUUCUUAUAUGGAGGAUGAUAUGGUCAGACUUGUCCAAGAAGCUUUAGGAGCUCCUAAUGUAGGAACACAUGAUCAGACUAGUGAAGAAAACUCAACUAAUCCUAAUGUGGGGGCAAACGAACCUACCAAGAAGUUCUUGAAGCUUCUUGAGGAUGCAAACCUUCCAUUGUAUCCGGGUUCUAAGAGACACACAGCUUUGUCAUAUACAGUUCGUCUUUUGCAAGCGAAGGUGCUCCAUGGAUGGAUAGAUAAAUCCUUCAAAACUUUACUUGAGAUAGCAAAAGAAUCUAUGCCUGAAGGUGUGCAACUUCCCAAUUCAUAUUAUGAAGCGCAGAAGUUAACAAAAGAUCUCGGAUUCACUUAUGAAACAGUAGAUGCAUGUCCUAACAGUUGUAUGUUGUUUAGAAAUGAAGACAUAAAUUUGGAUGAAUGCAGAAUAUGCAAGACAUCUCGAUGGAAAGAUAACAAUGGUAGUUCAAAUGAUGUUGCAGCACUUGGGAAACGAAAAGUAGCAAAACAAGCAAGAUAUUUUCCUUUAAAACCAAGGUUACAAAGGUUGUUUAUGUCUUCAAAAACAGCAAAGCUUAUGAGAUGGCAUGGAGAGGAAAGAACAGAUGAUGGUGUGUUUAGGCAUCCUGCAGACUCUAUUGCAUGGAAAGAUUUUGCCCAAAAACACACAAAUUUUUCGAGAGACAUUCGCAAUGUAAGGCUUGGGUUAGCAUCUGAUGUAUUCAACUCAUUUAGGUCUAUGAAUAUAGUUCAUAGUGCCUGGCCUAUCAUAUUGGUUCCCUACAAUUUACCACCUAUGUUGUGCAUGAAGCAGCCCUUUAUAUUUCUAUAUGUUCUUAUUGAUGGUCCUAAGGCACCCGGUGAUAAAAUUGAUGUCUACAUGCAGCCACUCAUUGAAGAAUUGAAGGAACUGUAUGAAGAUGGUGUAGAAACAUUUGAUGCAUUCAGCAAUGAAAUGUUUAAAAUGCAUGCUGAAUUGUUGUGGACGAUUAAUGACUUUCCUGCCUAUGCCAACUUGUCAGGGUGGAGUACAAAAGGUGAAUUUGCUUGCCCAUCAUGCAACUCUGAAAGUGGUUACCAGCGGUUGAAGUUCGGUAAAAAAGCUUCAUACAUGACUCAUCGGCGGUGGUUACCCUAUGAUCACAAGUAUCGAGCAGAUUCAAGGUCAUUUAAUGGCAAUACAGAAUAUAGAAGGAAGCCUAAAACUUUAUCUGGUGCUGAUCUUCUUGCACAAUUGGAAUCAAAUGGUGUUCUUACAGAGUACAAGCGGGAAGAUCUAGAGCGAAGGAAGGUGCUUGGGGUGCAAAAACCUGAUAAUGAUCCUUUGAUGAAAAAGAAGCAUAAUUGGAAGAAGAAAAGUAUAUUUUAUGAGCUUCCAUAUUGGAAAGACAACCUCAUACGUCACAACCUUGACGUGAUGCAUAUUGAAAAGAACAUUUGUGAUAAUGUUCUUUUCACAAUAUUAGGAGUUGCUGGAAAGUCUAAGGACAACUUGAAUUCUCGUCGUGAUCUGGAACUUAUGGGAAUUAGGGAGCAGUAUCAUCUAAAGAGGAGAGAGUCCGGUACAGAGUAUGCUGAUCCAGCUGAGUUUGAGAUGAACAAUAAGGGGAAAGAUAUGUUCUUUUCAGCCUUAUCAGGAUCACGAAUGCCAGAUGGAGCUACUUCCAAUAUUGCACGUCGAGUACGUUUACAUGAUCGUAGUAUUGGAGGUCUUAAGAGCCACGAUAACCAUAUUCUAUUGCAGCAACUUAUUCCUUUAUUUAUACGAAGUUCUUUACCAGAGAAUGUGGUUCAGGCAUUGAUUGAUCUGGCUGAUGAAGCAUUAAUUGCUGGUGCUGUAAUUUUUCGGUGGAUAUAUCCUAUUGAGAGGUAUCUACUGACCUUGAAGGAAUAUGUGUGGAAUCGGGCUUGUCCUGAAGCAUUAAUGGCUAAAGGUUAUUUGAUGGAAGAGUGCAUGAACUUCUGUACUCAGUAUCUCAAUGAUGUGGAAAGCAAGUUUAAUAGACCAGCAAGGAAAAAAAAUGAUGACGAUAUAAACAAGGGAAAAGACUUUGUUAUCAAUUUGCAAAGAACAAGUUCUGUAUUGUUAUCAGAAGAAGUUAUUGCUUUGUCUAAUUCUCCUAGUCCAUCAGCAAAGAGAUUGACUUCUUACAAUGCGAAUGGGUUUUUCUUUCGAGUGAAAAGUCUUGAUAAUCAUCGCUCAACACAGAAUAGUGGUGUAACUUUACAAGCAGACAAGAAUUUUUCUAUUGACUCUUCACCAUACUAUGGGAGAUUGACAGAUAUUAUCAAAAUCUCUUAUGGUAUAAAGUUAGACCAUUUUAAGUUUCCUUUAGUUAACUUCAAGCGUUUGUUGUACAAAAAUGAUUGCAUAGGGGAUGAACCCUUCAUAUUGGCAUCUCAAGCUCAUCAAUUAACCAUGAAGAAAAGGAAGAUUGGUCGACCGCGCACCAUGUCUGAAUAUUUGAGUUCCAGCAGCUCUCAAUCUUCAAGCAACAGCAUUUCCUCAUCACAACAGCCAUCACAGUCUUCAAGAUUGCCACCACCAUCUCCUUCCCCUCCACCUCCUCCACCACCGCCACCCCUUGCACUACCAUCUCCACCAGCAGAGAUGGAAGUACAAGCUACUGUUGAAAGUUCCAAAGGUCAAAACAAGGGUAUCUCAUAA